AUGAAUGCGCAAAAAUUAGAAACUAUAGAAACAAUGAAAAAUAAACUAACAAACAAAUACGAAUUAAAUAUUCAAUUUUUUCCCUCGGCAGGAUUACCAAAGGAAAAAUUGGAAUGGGUCAAUAAUAUAAAGCAAUUAUGGAUAACUAUAAGAAAAAUAAUUAAACGAGAAUUAAUCAGAAAAAAGAAAAAAGAAAUCAAACAUAAGAUCGAAUUACGUCAAGAAUUUCUAAGCACUAAAUCAAAACACAUAAUUGACAAAGUCUUAGAUAGAGACUCCCGACAGAUUUUAUUAGACCGAAUCAUAAACACGCAAGAGGAUGGAACAACACAAAUAAUCACAGAUCCAACACAAAUUAAAGAUAAAGUAAAAGAACAUUUGUAUCAAUGGACAAAAGGAACGCAAAUAGACACAUCAAUAAAAAACACUC
Messenger RNA from Diversispora eburnea, 430 nucleotides. NCBI's taxonomy places the organism in Eukaryota, Fungi, Glomeromycota, Glomeromycetes, Diversisporales, Diversisporaceae. The record is from the annotation of a GenBank genome assembly.